Manis javanica (Malayan pangolin) is the source of this 2239-nucleotide messenger RNA. The record is from RefSeq and is a predicted model, not a curated record. NCBI's taxonomy places the organism in Eukaryota, Metazoa, Chordata, Mammalia, Pholidota, Manidae.
AUGAAGUUUUUAUUGGCGAUUGUCUUUCUGAUUUUAAUAUCCUUGUGGGUUGAAGAAGCCUAUUCUAAAGAGAAAUCUUCCAAGAAAGGGAAGGGGAAAAAGAAGCAGUAUCUAUGCCCAUCCCAGCAGUCAGCAGAGGAUCUUGCCCGAGUACCUGCCAAUUCCACUAGCAAUAUCUUGAAUAGGCUAUUGGUCAGCUAUGAUCCCAGGAUAAGACCAAAUUUCAAAGGCAUUCCCGUUGAUGUAGUAGUCAACAUUUUUAUCAACAGUUUUGGAUCCAUUCAAGAGACAACAAUGGACUACAGAGUUAACAUUUUCCUGAGACAAAAAUGGAAUGAUCCCAGGCUGAAGCUGCCUAGUGAUUUUCGGGGCUCAGAUGCACUGACAGUGGAUCCUACAAUGUACAAGUGUCUGUGGAAACCUGAUUUAUUUUUUGCAAAUGAAAAAAGUGCCAAUUUUCAUGAUGUGACCCAGGAAAACAUCCUUCUCUUUAUAUUUCGGGAUGGAGAUGUCCUUGUCAGCAUGAGGUUAUCUAUUACUCUUUCCUGCCCUUUGGACUUGACCUUGUUCCCCAUGGAUACACAACGUUGCAAGAUGCAACUUGAGAGCUUUGGUUACACAACUGAUGAUUUACGAUUUAUCUGGCAAUCAGGGGACCCUGUGCAGUUAGAGAAAAUUGCCUUGCCUCAAUUUGAUAUUAAAAAGGAGGAUAUUGAAUAUGGUAACUGUACCAAAUACUAUAAAGGCACUGGGUACUACACCUGUGUGGAAGUCAUCUUCACCCUGCGGAGACAGGUCGGGUUUUACAUGAUGGGCGUCUACGCCCCCACCCUGCUCAUCGUGGUUCUCUCCUGGCUUUCCUUCUGGAUCAACCCGGACGCCAGCGCGGCCAGAGUGCCCCUGGGUAUCUUCUCAGUACUCAGCUUGGCCUCCGAGUGCACAACCCUUGCUGCAGAACUUCCCAAAGUGUCCUACGUGAAGGCUCUUGACGUGUGGCUCAUUGCGUGUCUUCUCUUUGGGUUUGCUUCUCUGGUGGAGUACGCUGUCGUCCAGGUGAUGCUGAAUAACCCCAAACGAGUCGAAGCAGAAAAAGCCAGAAUUGCUAAGGCUGAGCAAGCAGAUGGAAAAGGUGGAAAUGCAGCUAAAAAGAAUACUGUGAAUGGUACAGGGACUCCUGUUCACAUCAGCACUUUGCAGGUUGGAGAGACCAGAUGCAAAAAGGUUUGUACUUCGAAGUCGGAUCUGAGGUCUAAUGACUUCAGCAUCGUCGGAAGCUUGCCGAGAGAUUUUGAAUUAUCUAAUUAUGACUGCUAUGGAAAACCUAUCGAGGUCAACAGCGGACUAGGGAAAUCUCAGGCGAAGAACAACAAGAAGCCUCCGCCCGCCAAGCCCAUUAUUCCAACCGCAGCAAAGCGAAUUGAUCUUUAUGCAAGAGCAUUGUUUCCUUUCUGCUUCUUAUUCUUCAAUGUUAUAUAUUGGUCUAUAUAUUUAUGAUGAAUCUUUCCCAUUUGUAUAAAAUAAAAUCCCAUGUUAUUGUGAACAACCUCAUUCAUAAUGCCAAUCUGAAAAUUUUUGCACUUUCAUAGCAAUGUAUUGCAUUUUGGAUGCCAUUUGAUUGUAAUAAAAAUGUGGCACUUUAAUUUUGAAUGGCAGCAUGAUCUUGUAUUGUCUCUGCUCUAAUAAUGAUGUAUAUAUGUAUAACAAACAUACUGCUUUAAGAACAAUGAAGGAUAAGCAUACCACAUAAAAGAAAAAAUCCAAACCAUUAUCUUCAGUUAGUGUAAAUUGAAAAUACUUCAGAUAAUUCUGAUAAUAAAAUGAUGUGCACGCUAAAUCCUGUUAUGAUCACCAUUCUAAUGUAUGUAGUAUUUUAAAUUUCCUUCCUUGUAACCUUCAGAGAAAGCCAUCUUAUUCUUGUAUAAUUUUAGAUGGUAUUAUCACAGAUUAAGAAAAUUAUAUUACACAUUGUUUAAAGUUUAUAAGUAGAAAUAUAUCAGCUAUAAAUAUGUGGACUCUGUGAAGAAAUAAAGUUGAAAAAAUUGCUAAUUUGUAAAAUCAGCUCAUUCUAAAGUGUGCCUGUGUUGUCAAAUGCUGGGUAGUAAUAUAUAGUAAGCAUUUUUGAAACAAAGGGAAAUCUAUAUUUACAUAAAUUCAUACUGAAUUGUAGAUUCUGAUAAAAAUAAAAGAUGAAUAUAUUGAUUAAAUAUUUCUGAUAAAUUCUAUUUAAUCCACCUUAAAA